Fonsecaea erecta is the source of this 1482-nucleotide messenger RNA. RefSeq lists its product as hypothetical. The coding region runs from base 1 to 1482 and encodes 493 amino acids. The transcript has a single exon. The record is from RefSeq and is a predicted model, not a curated record. Lineage: Eukaryota; Fungi; Ascomycota; Eurotiomycetes; Chaetothyriales; Herpotrichiellaceae.
AUGCCUGCUCGCCAAGCUUACAACGUGCGGAUUCUUCUAGGUCCUCAGAGGCCUCUGGAUUUACCGUCCUCCUUGUGUGAAAGUUACAGUGUUGAACCUGAGGACCUUCUUCUGCGAAAAUCACCGACCGCGUUGACCGUGAGGACCUUCUUGUGCCAAAGCUACCGAGUUGAACGUGAGGACCUCCUCGUCUCCACUCCUCUUUAUUCUGUCUAUAAAGCUGACGGACUAAAGGUCAUCAUGUCUCGAAGGGACAACGCACGUACGGACGCAUCCGUCAUCUCUGUUACUGAUUCUCUCAAGUCACUCAUGGCUUCUACCCUUCGCUACGCCGGCGAGAUGUCCGGUCUAACCUUCCUUGAUGACACUGCGCUCCGACAAUACGGCCCUGAACAAGUCCUCCAUCGGAUGCUGUCCACCAAGUCUUACAUCUCCACCAGCUCUUCCCUCGCUGCCAAAAAUCAGGCAGCACAUGACAAACCCGGGCGGCAAGCCUUCACUCAAGUAGGGAAGGGUCAAUGUGGUACUGUUUGGGCUUUGACUGGCACGACCCAAGUCUUCAAGAUUAUGAACGAGGGCAAGCAGGGUCAGCUGUGGAAUGACUACUGCCAGCAUGCCUCUAUCGAAGAAGCUUUUCUCGCAACUUAUUCAGGCUACAGACGCAAUAUCAGUCUGCCCAGAGUCAGCGCCUGGGUCGGACCCGACAAUGAAAUGUUCUGGGAAGAACAUCGCGGCCUGUUUCCUGAAGCAUCCUCAAUCAAGCCUACGUCUGGCUUCCUCUCUGAACGAAUCUUUCCUGUCCCAUUACCAGUUCGCGCUGCCCUCGUUGACGCCUUCGCACCCAGAGAGGUCAAAAAGAAUAAGGAGAGCUUCCUAUCGCAGCCGGAGAACAAGGACUGCUUGAUUCGCAUCUAUCUUGGACGGAGGCAAACUCGACCAGCGACCAAUACUUUCAGACUCCGCAACUUCGACAUGACAGUGAACGAGAUGGAAUUCCUGCGACUCGACACAAGCCUCUACGCCGAGACUCUUGCACAGAUGUUGGCAAUCAUCCACUGGAAGGCAAACCUCGAUGCCAAUGAUGUGGAGUUUGUGUUUGGCAGCGCACCAGCUGUAAAGGGACGACCUACCGCCGCAGAGCUCAAGGCUACAAACCCUAAGGACGUGCAAAAACUGGUGACUGAAAUCGACUUCAAUCAUCGAUCCAUCGGCAUUUGGGUCUUGGACUUCGACCAAUGCAAAGAGUUUGCUCAUGAUCAGGGCGGUGUCAAGCAACUCGAAAGGGGCUUCUAUUUCAAUGACCCCUACUACCCCCGUCCGGUCUCCACGGACCCAAAGGAUGUCGCCUUGUGGAAUACCUUCAAGGAGUGCUACCUGGAUACCAGCGCGGCGUUCAUUGCGAGUGGCAUGCCACAGCAGUUCAUUGAUGCCGUUGAGGCGGAAGGGAGGAAGAGGGGGGCUGGUGGCUCUCUAUUCAAGUAA